Molecule: messenger RNA, 1384 nt
Organism: Melitaea cinxia (Glanville fritillary)
Lineage: Eukaryota; Metazoa; Arthropoda; Insecta; Lepidoptera; Nymphalidae
Product: transmembrane protein 120 homolog
Exons: 8
Coding region: 190-1215 (341 amino acids)
Cellular component (GO): membrane
Source: RefSeq, a predicted model, not a curated record
GAUAGAUGACAUUGGCUAGACCUAGACGUUUUAAUAAUACAUUUCAUUUUCGACUUCAAGUAAAUGUUCGUGUUUAUUCGCACAGUAUCACAAUGAAUAAAUACUUACUUAUUUAAUUUUAUUUCAAAUAAAUAGUUUCAGUGUUUUAAAAGUUUUAGUGUAUUCAUAUUUUUUAAAUAAAUUAUCAAAAUGGAUAUCGAAGAGUGUUUAAAAGAAUGGGAUGAUUUAGUAGCUGACUACAAGCGAUUAGAGACUAUAAAUAAAGAUUAUACAACAAAAUUAGAGGAAAUCGGAGACCUACAAGCAUCAUGUCUGAAGGAAUUGAACCAUCAGAGAUAUCGCAUGUCGAUUAUAACGAAUGCCCUAAAGAGGAUGGAAAAGAAAGGUGUGACAAAAGACGAACGUCUUGCGAAUUUAGAAAAGGAAAUCAUGAAAAGGAAAGCACUAUUGCACGAAAUUGAAGCGACUCUCCCGAAGCAAAACAGCUUAUAUCUAAGGAUCAUACUCGGCAACGUUAACGUGUCGAUUCUAAAUAAAAAUGAUAAGUUUAAAUAUAAGGACGAAUACGAGAAAUUCAAAUUGAUACUUAGUGCGAUCGCCUUCGUUUUAGCUGUUGCAAAUCUAUGGAUUAACUUUAGGCCAUUACAAUUGAUAUUGAUAUUCCUGCUAGUCUGGUACUACUGCACGCUAACUAUUCGUGAGAGCAUAUUGAAGGUGAACGGGUCCAGGAUUAAAGGAUGGUGGAGGGUACACCAUUUUAUUUCGACUGUUGUGGCCGGAAUUCUUCUUAUUUGGCCUCAGAAUGAACCCUGGAAUGAGUUCCGACAUACAUUUAUGUGGUUUAUUGCUUAUAUCAGCGUAGUACAAUACAUGCAGUUCAGAUACCAAAGCGGAGUGUUAUACAGGCUGAAGGCAUUAGGCGCUAGACACAAUAUGGACAUUACCAUAGAAGGUUUCCACUCUUGGAUGUGGCGAGGACUCUCCUAUCUUCUACCGUUUCUGUUCGGAGGCUACAUUUUCCAACUUUACAUUGCUUACACUCUCUACAACAUUAGCUAUCAUCCAGAAGCGACAUGGCAGGUGCCAGCAUUAAGUAUGUCGUUCCUGCUUAUCGGCAUCGGAAACACGGUGACAACUCUCAUAGUGAUCCCGCAGAAACUCAACGAACAGGAUCAAAAAUGGAGGCAAAGUAAAGUGGAAACAAAAACAUCUUAGUUGGUGAAGGGUCAAUAUCUAAACGGCACUAUUUAAGAUCAAUGCAUUUAUAUCUGGUUAUUUAAACAAUAUAUUUUCAUAUAACAAAAGUAUUUGGACAGUGGGUAUUCAUGUUAUUUCUCGAUGUAAAUAUAGUUUAUUAUAUUAAACAAUACAACAUUUAUUCUUA